Podospora pseudopauciseta is the source of this 1517-nucleotide messenger RNA. RefSeq lists its product as uncharacterized. The transcript has 2 exons. The record is from RefSeq and is a predicted model, not a curated record. Bases 174 to 845 code for a protein of 223 amino acids. Lineage: Eukaryota; Fungi; Ascomycota; Sordariomycetes; Sordariales; Podosporaceae.
UAGAAUUUGGAAUAUUUCUCAGGAAAGAGCGACCUGCCGGCGCCGGCUCGGAAGGCGUUCCCGGUGCCGUGGGUGGGGCCGUGUCUUGGCACAGUUUUCACAACCACCUCUCACUCACACACACUCGCUCACACUUAUUCGACAGUUCACAACUCUCUAAGCCAUUUCACGAAAUGUCACCAAAACGACUGCAAAUACUGCAGCCACUCACCUCCCAACCAUGGCAACUCACAACAGUAACCCGUCGCCAUUUCACAUCCUCAUCAGAACCCAAAACCAAUCACCAAAAAAGAACCAAACCCUCCCUCUACAACCGGCUCUUCCCCAAAGCCUCCACCCCCCAACCAUCCAAAGCCUCACCCUUAGGCAACACCACCACCGCCACCGCCGCCCAAAACGAUGACCCCGAACCACCCCGAAUAUCCCUCCACGACGACCAAGAACUCGGCGAAUGGCUAAAGCAGCUCCAGUCCACCUUCGCCGAUGACACCACCAUCACCACCACUGACAAAGACCCCAACGCCCCAACAGUCCUCAUCCUCUCCGCCCCCCGAGACCUCCUAGAAUCAGACUUCUACCGCGUCUCCCCCUCAGGCCAACACGUCCAAGGCUGGACCAGCGGUCCCGACAAAGUAAUGCAACACCGUACCCCCCACCACCUCUCCCCAACCGAAAUCUUCUACCUCUUCUUCCCCUCCCGCCCCUCAGCCCUAUCUUACCUCUCCCUCCUCAAAACCCAACACUCCCUCUCCCGCUCCGCCCUCCUAUCCCGUCUCUCCUCCCCCCUCCCCCCACCCCCCAAUCCAUACCUCACUCCCUCAUCCCCCCUCACAUCCCGACCAUAACCUCCUCCAUCCAUCCCUUGUCAAGCCUUCAAACCUCUUUCCUAACCAGCACCCUCCCAAAGACCAACCAAGCCCGUCUACUACCAAUCCCUCAACCCUUUUCCAAUGUCCCUCAACAGGCAGCAGGGAAUUUCAUCCUCCUCCGCCUGAGCAACGGCAAGCUCACACCCCGGUAUCUAUCCCAUCUGAUCCAAAACGACGACGCACGCUGGGGGAUACUCCCCAAAACCAGGAAAAAGGGCGCCAUCACACCGCUGAGGGCGACGAUGAGCUAUGUCGGAUUGCCAGAGUCGCAAAAUGAUAAUUCUACCGGGGAGACAGGGGGUAAGGAGAAAAAGGGGGAAGAAAUCAAGGUGUAUUCCCGUUUCUUGAUCGGCUUUGAUCACCCCUCCGAAGCGAAACGUUUCGCGAGGUGUUGGCAUAAAAAGGAAGUGGUCGACCAAGUCCGGGGGCAGAGGAUGGUUUGUAAUACUACUGUUUUGUGGUGAUUUUUCACACUCGGGGGUUGGAUUGAUUGUGGGAGUGGAAUAACCAACACCAUGUAAAAAUAAAAUAAAAAGCGAGUAAUAAUCAUGGCUGGAAGUUUUGAAAAAAAAAAAAUUCUUGUUAGACUACUUGUAAAAAACAUGUAUAUAAAUACCAAAUACCAACAACACCAAACAUGCAUGCCCC